AUGUCGUACGGAGGACAAACACCAACAGUUGUGGUUCUCAAAGAAGGAACAGACACCUCCCAAGGAAGAGGACAAAUACUUUCGAAUAUAGAUGCAUGUCUCGCAAUUCAGGACACUCUAAAGCCGACGCUCGGCCCGUUCGGUUCGGAUGUGUUGCUGGUGAGCAACGGCAAAACAACCAUUACAAACGAUGGUGCGACGAUUCUCCAUCUUUUGGACGUGAUCCACCCAGCCGCGAAAAUUUUGGUGGAUGUGUCGAAAUCUCAAGAUGCAGAAGUUGGAGACGGCACAACGUCGGUUACAUUGUUGUCGGCGGAGUUCAUGAAGGAGGCCCGGCAGUUUGUGGAGGAGGGGAUGUCGUCAAAUGUGAUUAUCAAGGGUUACAGGAAGGCAUGUGAGUUGGCCUGCAAACGCAUCAAAGAGAUUGAAAUCGAGCUUAAGAAGGGAGGCAGCAAGGAGGAAGGCGACCCGGAGUUCCGGGCGUUGUUGAAGAAGUGUGCAAAAACAGCAAUGUCGUCAAAGUUGAUCCAAGCGAACUCUGAGUUUUUCGCAGAGAUGGUGGUGGAGGCUGUGCAGUGUCUUGAUCCGGAGGAAUUGGACGAGACGAUGAUCGGAGUGAAGAAGAUUGCCGGCGGAUCGCUGGAGGAGUCGCGUCUCGUGAAGGGCGUGUCGUUUAAAAAGACAUUUUCGUAUGCUGGGUUCGAGCAGCAGCCGAAAAAGAUCGUGAAUGCGAAGAUAUUGUGCCUUAACGUUGAACUCGAGCUCAAGGCAGAGAAAGACAACGCAGAGGUGAGGAUAACCAAAGUGAGCGAGUACCAGGCGAUCGUGGAUGCCGAGUGGAAGCUCAUCCUGCAGAAGUUGGACGCAAUUGUGGCAACUGGUGCCACCGUUGUGCUUUCGAAGCUUCCAAUUGGAGAUUUGGCCACGCAGUACUUUGCGGACCGCGGCAUCUUCUGUGCGGGCAGAGUUGCGUCGGACGACCUGGAGCGGACGGUUGCAGCAGUUGGUGGAUCCGUGCAAUCGACAUGUUCUGAUUUGACGCCGGAAAACUUGGGAAAAUGCGGUUUAUUCGAGGAGAUCCAGAUCGGCAAGGAGAGGUACAACGUGUUUGAGCAGUGCCCCGAGGCCCAGACGUGUACUCUUCUGCUCCGGGGAGGUGCAGAUCAGGUGAUUGCAGAGGUGGAGAGAUCGCUCCAUGAUGCAAUCAUGAUUGUCAAGAGAGCAAUCCAGGAUAACUACAUUGUGGCGGGUGGAGGUGCCAUCGAGAUGGAGCUCAGCAAGUAUCUCCGGGAGUACUCGAGGCAGAUUGCCGGCAAGCAGCAGCUGAUCAUUGCAGCCUAUGCCAAGGCUCUUGAGAUCAUUCCACGCCAGCUUUGUGAGAAUGCUGGGCUGGACGGUACCGGUUUGAUCAACAAGCUCCGUUCUCUACACUCGAGAGGCCAGAUCUGGUAUGGUCUUGAUUUUGCACACGAGUCCGUUGCCAACAACCUCGAGACUUUUGUCUGGGAGCCUGCUUUGACAAAAAUCAAUGCUCUCCAGAGUGCCACUGAGGCAGCAUCCUUGGUUUUGGGUGUUGAUGAGACUGUCAAGAGCCAGCCGAACCAGAAUACUGUUGGCAGCCAGCCGGUGCCUCCACCAAGCGGCAGGGGAAGAGGUAUGCCUGCUGGAAUGCCUCCCACGCAGAUGCAUAUGAGUUGA
Messenger RNA from Brettanomyces bruxellensis, 1698 nucleotides. RefSeq names its product T-complex protein 1 subunit eta (gene CCT7). Bases 1 to 1698 code for a protein of 565 amino acids. Lineage: Eukaryota; Fungi; Ascomycota; Pichiomycetes; Pichiales; Pichiaceae. Gene Ontology annotation, cellular component: chaperonin-containing T-complex. The record is from RefSeq and is a predicted model, not a curated record. Gene Ontology annotation, biological process: protein folding. Gene Ontology annotation, molecular function: ATP-dependent protein folding chaperone; ATP binding; ATP hydrolysis activity. The transcript has a single exon.